UGUCUGCUGUUAAACUCUCCCACUGUCCCAGCAGUCGGUAAGAAAGGGUGUGAGUCGACUGAAACCCAAUAACGAAACAAAAUGACUGUAGUUUCGGGUUCAUCCAAGAAAGUUUACAUUUAUUAACUGGGAAAGUUUACCCAUUUGAGCAUAGACAUGGAAUCUGGAAACAAGAACCCCGAUAUGGACAAUCAGAGAAGCCAGGAUAACAUCGAGCUGCUACCGAUAAGAGAUCCAGACCACACCACGGAGACAGACUGCACUCCUCUGAUUCCAUGUAGUAAAUAUGACUAUGUGCUGGUGGGUAAAGAGUGGCCAGAUGACUCAGAGCACGACAGGAAGCAGAAGGCUUUUAUCAAGACUCUGGAGAAUAAAGGCUAUCAGACCCAGAAACUCAGGGAGAAGAAUAAAGUGUAUUUUGGCAUCCUUGCCCCACAGGAGAUAUUUUCAAAGUAUGCCUACCUCCUGAAGAAUCCUGAUAACUGUUGUGAGGAAAAGAUGGUAUCAACACCCACCAGAAUUCGGAUCGUCAAGUUUAUGCUGGACAACACUUUCAUUGGAAACGGAGAGAAACUGCAUGCAUUGCUGAAGGAGAAAGUCUUUGAAGCUGUGUUUCCUCUGCAUGAGGAGACGGAACAGAAGAAGCUUAUAAAUAAGUGGGCUCGCUGGACAGCCUGCUUCAAACAACAGCCCAUUAACGAAGUCAGGAUGUAUUUUGGGGAGAAGGUGGCCCUGUAUUUCCUGUGGCUGGGAUGGUACACUUACAUGCUCGUACCAGCGGCUGUCAUCGGAGUCAUAGUGUUCCUCUACGGACUGGCAUUCUUUGAAAGCAACCCACUUAUUAAAGAGGUCUGUGAAGGGAACUCCACUAUAAUGUGCCCGCUGUGUGACAAGUGUCUCAUGUGGCAGCUUUCUGAAACGUGCACCUACGCCAAGGUCACUCAUUUGUUUGACAAUGAGGGCACAGUGUUCUUCUCUAUGUUCAUGGCCUUGUGGGCCACGUGGUUCCUGGAGAUCUGGAAGAGGCAUCGCUCUCAGGAGGUCUGCAAGUGGAAGCUGAACAACUGGGAUGAGAACGAGGAGGAGCUUGCUCUGGAUCUGAUCAAUGACUCAGACUGCACUCCGGAUCGAUACCAGCACUCGUACCUGCGCAGCAUCCUGGUCAUGGUUCUGGUGUGUUGCAUGAUCGCACUGAUCAUUGGGCUGGCCCAGGCGCUCGUGGUGUUCCGGGUCAUUGCGACGGUGUUCCUGUCUGACAGCAAGUGGCAGCUGUUGAGCGACCACGCCAACACCGUGGCAGUCAUGAUGGGAGCAGUGCUGCACUACCUGACCAUCACCAUCAUGAACAAGGUCAAUAGAAAAGUGGCCUUAUUUCUCUGUGAUUUAGAAAACGUGCGGUCGAACAUAGGCAAGGAGAGAAACUUCACUGUCAAAAUGUUCACCUUCCAGUUCCUCACCCUCUUCUCCUCGCUCAUCUAUGUCGCCUUCUUCCUGGGGAGGAUUAAUGGGCGUCCAGGGAGCUACGUCAGAAUAGCCGGGAUGUGGAGACUGGAGGAGUGCCACCCCAGUGGCUGCAUCACAGAUCUCUUCAUCCAGAUGGCCGUCAUCAUGGUUCUCAAGCAGACUCUCAGCAACGUGGUCGAGUUCUUGUCCCCCUGGGUGAGUUACAAAAUACACAAUCUGCAGGACAAGAGUCCCAAGGGGGGCAGCGAGUCAAACUGCAUCCGGGACAGCUGGCUGCGUAACUACCACAUGAACGAAGUCGACGCCUUCAGUCUGUUCAACGAGUUCCUGGAAAUGAUGAUCCAGUACAGCUUUACCACUAUAUUCGUGGCUGCCUUCCCUCUGGCCCCUUUACUGGCUCUAAUCAACAACUUCUUUGAGAUCAGACUGGACGCCAUCAAAAUGGUCAGCCUGGAGAGAAGGAUGUUUUGCAAGAAGACCAACGACAUUGGGAUCUGGCUGCAGGUGCUGCAAGCGAUUGGGGUGCUGGCAGUGAUCGCCAACGGGCUGGUGAUCGGAGUCACGUCGGAUUUCAUCCCCCGUCUGGUCUACAAGUACAUCUACGGACCCUGUGCUAAAGGAGCCACGGACAUUGACUGCAUGUCAGGGUACAUUAACAACAGCCUGUCCACCGUCUAUAUGAAGGAUCACAACAUCCGGAGGGACUUUGAGCCGGGCCAGCUCAUCUUCAACGGCAACAAUGUGACCCAGUGCAAGUACAAGGAUUACCGCAGUGAUGAUGACUAUGCCUACACGUCUCAGUUCUGGCUCAUCUUCGCUGCGCGCUUUGCCUUUGUUUUACUGUUCGAGCACGUUGCCGUUGUGAUAAAGUUCAUCGCUGCCUGGUUUGUACCCGAUGUCCCGCUGGCAGUGAAAAACGAGAAUCUGGAUCGGAAAUUUGAAAGAUUGAAGAGAGAGCUCAGGAAAAUGGAGAAUCGAACCACAGAUAUAUGAAGACUGAACUUAUAUAGGAGAGGCAAAAAAACGGUUCCCUUUCGCUAAGAGAAAACUGAACUUGCUCAUUUUACCUUUUUUAUUAUUAAUAUUUUACAUAUUCUUCAAACUGUAAAGCAUGGAUACAAAUGAAGUAUAUAAUUGUAUUAAUCCUACUGGAAUCCAUUGUGCUGGGCAUUCUGGAAUUCAUUGUGUCGGGUGAUCCGGAAUCCAUUCUGCUGGGCAUUCUAGAAUCCAUUGUGCCAGGUGUUCUGGAAUCCAUUGUGCUGGGCAUUCUGGAAUCCAUUGUGCCGGGUGUUCUGGAAUCCAUUGUGCCGGCUGUUCUGGAAUCCAUUGUGCUGGGUGUUCUGGAAUCCAUUGUGUGAUGGGUGUUCCGGAACCCAUUGUGUUGGAUGUGUGAAAAAUAAAAUAAAAAAAGGAAAUUGUAUUGUGUGAAUGAAUAUUGUGUAAUUACAAUAUAGUAGACAAGACUUAAUUCUAUUACAUAUUGUAUUGUAUCAUGUAUUGAUUUUAAAAGAAUUGAGGACAGUGGUUUGUAUUCACUGAUUUGUUGAAGAAGGCUUAAGAAUCUUUGUUUGGUCCCCGAUACAGAUAGACGGUUACCUGGAUCCCCAAACCCCCUGCCAUCCACUUCAAUUAUAUACAAUACCAGUAUCUUUGAAUUAACCACAAAUAAAUACCCUAGCAAACUAGAAUGGCAUACAAUGUUACAUUAAGUGAUUAUUGUAGAAAAGGCAGGUGCUUAUGCUUUGGUAGAAAUUCCAUGAAUGUGACGUUUUAAUGUAAUAUGACAUUAAAAUAUGU
Messenger RNA from Acipenser ruthenus (sterlet), 3261 nucleotides. RefSeq names its product anoctamin-9-like. Lineage: Eukaryota; Metazoa; Chordata; Actinopteri; Acipenseriformes; Acipenseridae. The transcript is spliced from 24 exons. The record is from RefSeq and is a predicted model, not a curated record. Gene Ontology annotation, biological process: chloride transmembrane transport. Gene Ontology annotation, cellular component: plasma membrane. Bases 157 to 2457 code for a protein of 766 amino acids. Gene Ontology annotation, molecular function: protein dimerization activity; chloride channel activity.